UGACAGUUUCUGUCUAUUUCUGACAGUUCUGGGACAUUCACUCCAUACAGCUGUUUCAACCGCUGUAUGGAAGGACAGUCCCAGAACUGUCAUUAAUAGUCUAUUUCUGACACGGUUGAAACAGCUGUAUGGAGUGAAUGUCCCAGAACUGUCAGAAAUAGACUAUUUAUGACAGUUCUGGGACUGUCCUUCCAUACAGCGGUUGAAACAUUGUAUCUAUUUUUUUCCAUAAAUGACAUUCUGCAAAUACACUUAGAGGAGCGCUGCAGAUACACUUUUUGCCGCCGGCUUGGAAUUAAUCUUAUUUUCAUCCUACUUCUUCUUCUUCAUCCUCAUCCU
Messenger RNA from Staurois parvus, 339 nucleotides. Lineage: Eukaryota; Metazoa; Chordata; Amphibia; Anura; Ranidae. The record is from the annotation of a GenBank genome assembly.